This is a messenger RNA of Mesoplodon densirostris (Blainville's beaked whale), 4042 nucleotides long. RefSeq names its product TNF alpha induced protein 1 (gene TNFAIP1). Gene Ontology annotation, molecular function: protein binding; ubiquitin-protein transferase activity. Gene Ontology annotation, biological process: negative regulation of Rho protein signal transduction; proteasome-mediated ubiquitin-dependent protein catabolic process; protein homooligomerization. The coding region runs from base 592 to 1542 and encodes 316 amino acids. Lineage: Eukaryota; Metazoa; Chordata; Mammalia; Artiodactyla; Ziphiidae. Gene Ontology annotation, cellular component: Cul3-RING ubiquitin ligase complex. The transcript has 8 exons. The record is from RefSeq and is a predicted model, not a curated record.
GGCUUGGGGCGGAGUCCGCGGGUAGAGGAUGGGAGUUUAAGGCCCGGGAUUGCUGGAGGGCAGGCGGCCACAGUCUAGGGGCGGCACGGUGUCGACUUGCAACCCAGCUGAGAGGAGAGGCGCCACCUGGGAGGGACCCCACCUUGUAACACCGCCGUGGUUGUUUGUCCUUUAUUCGUCUUGGGUUGCCAUUCGCUUCGCCGAGUGUGACACGGAUACGCCCCUAGCAUCCCCAAAUAUCCACACCCAAAGUCCGGAAGGAAGAGCAUUGAGGCUCUCAGUGGAAACUUCAUUCUCACCGGAGUUACUUUCUGGGGCGUCACCUGCCACAGGAUUCCUGGAACCCAUUGGCCUGGGCGGAAUCUGAGCCGGUGGAAUCUGAGCUGACGUCAUCCAGGGGCUCAAAGCAAUUGCUUUGUUGGAAAAGAAUAGAUUAGCUUGGAUUUGUCUUCCUCUAUGGGCAGCUGCCUAGCCUUUACGCUGAGAGUAUGAGGCUCUGGCCUCCACUGGCCACUCACUCGUGACCCUUCCACCACGGCGGGGCCUUCCAAGCCAACCUCCUGCCGUGUGGUGAUCUACCUGCAGCGGGAGAUGUCGGGGGAUACCUGUCUGUGCCCAGCGUCAGGGGCCAAACCCAAGCUAAGCGGCUUCAAGGGAGGAGGCUUGGGCAACAAAUACGUCCAGCUCAAUGUGGGUGGUUCCCUGUACUACACCACCGUGCGGGCGCUAACCCGGCAUGACACCAUGCUCAAGGCCAUGUUCAGUGGGCGCAUGGAGGUGCUGACCGACAAAGAAGGCUGGAUCCUCAUAGACCGAUGUGGAAAGCACUUUGGCACCAUUUUGAAUUACCUCCGAGAUGACACCAUCAUCCUCCCUCAAAACCGGCAAGAAAUCAAGGAACUGAUGGCUGAAGCAAAGUAUUACCUCAUUCAGGGGCUGGUGAACAUGUGCCAGACUGCCCUGCAGGACAAGAAGGACUCCUACCAGCCUGUGUGCAACGUCCCCGUCAUCACAUCCCUGAAGGAAGAGGAGAGGCUCAUCGAAUCCUCCACCAAGCCCGUGGUGAAGCUGCUAUACAACAGAAGCAACAACAAGUAUUCCUACACCAGCAACUCCGAUGACCACCUGCUGAAAAACAUCGAGCUGUUCGACAAGCUCUCCCUGCGCUUCAACGGCCGUGUGCUCUUCAUCAAGGAUGUCAUCGGCGACGAGAUCUGCUGCUGGUCCUUCUACGGGCAGGGUCGGAAGCUGGCGGAGGUGUGCUGCACCUCCAUCGUGUACGCCACCGAGAAGAAGCAGACCAAGGUGGAAUUCCCAGAAGCCCGAAUCUAUGAGGAGACACUCAACGUUCUACUCUACGAGACCCCCCGAGUCCCUGACAACUCCCUAUUGGAAGCCACAAGCCGGAACCGCAGUCAGGCGUCCCCCAGUGAAGAUGAGGAAACCUUUGAACUGCGGGACCGUGUCCGCCGCAUCCACGUCAAGCGCUAUAGCACUUAUGAUGACCGGCAGCUUGGCCACCAGUCUGCCCAUCGCGACUGACAAGACCCUCCUGGAGUCAGGGCACGAGAUACCCUGUCUCCUCUCUUGUGGAACCCCGCCCCAUUGGCCACCCCACGCUGCUGCUGCCUGGGGUCUCUGCUCCAGCACCCAGAGGCAUGACAGGCCCUGCCUGGGAGGUCAGAGGGCCUGAGCAGGGGAGGGACUGCGUUUCUUUUCCCGGCUCCCUGAGCACUUCAGGAUGACUGAGUCCCAGCCCCUUUGCUCAGCAUCUCCCUUUCUGCCACAGGGAGCCGCUGCUGCCCCUGGGCUGAAUGGACUGACCUGCCCACCCCGCUGCCAAGAGCAUUCCCCUUGGCCCUUCGCUGAGCACCCCUUUGCUCUGCUGAAGGGCUACUUUAGGCCUCGGGGAGGCCCACGGGGAAUGGGUUCGCUCUGUGGGGAAGGUGGCUUCUGGUGCUGUGGAGGCCCAAUUUCUUACAGAAGGUGGGGCUUCUUUUUUCCUAAGGUGUUUAAGCACAGGCUUAAUGAGUUUGGUUUUUAAAAAAUAAUCUAGGAAAUGACUAGUUUUAAGUCUAAUAAUGAGGAGACUGGGUGUUUCUGCUCCAGGGUUUCAAGACCGUGGGUAAAACAGAACCCUUGGCCCUUCUGAUGCCUUUGGGAUCUGUUUCUGUAAAGCACUUUGUACUUUUAUUCAGGAGAUUUGUCUCCUGCCCUGACCCGCGUCAUCCUUCUCUGAUCCUAACCCCCUUUUCCCUGUAGAAUCAAUCUGCGGGAGGGGAAAGAAGCAAUAAAAAAAAAAACUGACCAUCUUUGGCUUUGCCAAACCGGCCAAGCCGCUGGCCCAGAGAGCGCUGAGGGGGUAAGGGUGUGUGAGUUAGGACCUAUGGUCCUAAUAACACCCCUGUAAGAAAGGAUACUUUACCCCUACAUCUUAGGGUCACAUACUGGCUUCUAGAGUCUUACAUGAUUGCUGUCUUUGAUUCUCUUGCCCUCGGCUCCAAGGCAUGCUGUCCUCACUUACUCUAAACCCAAAGAGCCAUCACGGGGGCGAGGAGCUGCUUGCAGCCAGGAGCAUGAGCUGCAGCAGGAAGGCUGCGGAGCCCGUGGGCACCACACCUGCCUGCCCAUCAGCUGAGGACAGCAAACACAGAGCCCCACGUUCCUGGAGGCCCUGUGCAGAGGCGGCUGUGCUUGGCCAUACAUCUCCCUGCCCUGCAUCCAUGCUAUUGGUUUUGUGUCCUGGCUGGGGAAUGGUGGUUCUGCCCAGUGGUGAGUCCUUGAACACAGGAUAAUGUGAGUAGCCGAAGAGCCUUGAAAGGUUCUUCGUUUUUCUUGUCGGGAACUUGGCUGUGGAGAUGCAAGCACUGGCUCUUGGGCAAGGGUGCAAGUUCUUCUUCAGGGCUUUGGUAUUCAUUCACUUCUGUUUGGCUUGGCCCUUAGGAGGCUGCUUAUCCGAAUUCUUUUCCAAAAGAAUGCCGCCAGUGAGGGAGCUGUUCAGCCAGCCUAACAAAGCAGCAUAGCACUUAGCAGUACCCACUCAGUCAGGAAGGGACAUAGCUUAUCAAGUUCAUGUCUCUUGACUACUCUGACUACAGCUAGGUGGCUCUUCACGGCUGACCCCAUGAGCCUAUGGGCAAAUGCCAGGCCAGGGUUAGCAGACACUCACAAGGACCUGAAAUGACAUGGUGGGGCAGGGGAAAGGUGACUUUAAUCAAGCGCUUUUCACUUGUCGCAGUCUUGAAUGUAUAAAGACUUCCAGGUGAGGCACCUUGGUGAUCAGCUACAAACGGUUCUUCCAGCCUUCACUGGAGUAACAAGAUGAAAACAAAUCCAUUUCUUUGACCAGAUUCUGGCUUUGGCUUUGUGGCUUUCCCACAGCGACUGGAAUGCUUCUGCUUGAGGCCCCUGGUCUGUUUCCUCAGCUGCCUUCCUGAAGCCCUUUAAUACUCAAAGUCCCAGCUCCCUACUGAGGCAUUUUAAUGCUUGUCCUUUGACCUCCCCAGCCCCUGUAGCCUCUCUUUACUGCUUUGACAUUCAGAUCCUCAGCUGUCUCAGUGGUGAGUAGUCUUUCUGGGACUCUGGGCACUUAUGUCGUCCAACUGAAAAUAUCUCUUUGGUCUUUAAAUAUUGAAUACUAACACUGAACUCACUGAAGUAAUCUUAGCUUUUAAAAUCAGACUGUGGUGUAAGGGUUUGGGGUAUUUUCUUUGAGUUUCCCAGCCCCACUUAGAAAGCAGCUCUUGGCUGUGUGAAUUUUUCAACUCUGCGCAGCCCAGGGGAAUGUAAACAAAAAGUGUGGAUGAAGGUCAAACCUUCUUGUCAGUUUCUGAGAAAACUGGAAGCCUGCUGUUAACUACACGGACCAGGAUUAGGUCCUAAUCACUCUGUUACCUGACCAAGUUCUGCUUAAAGGAUGGCACACGUCCUGACAUGAGAGAACUUCUCCUUUAUCAUGUAACUACAAUUCUUUGUUGCUCAGCGUAGGUGAUGGAAAAAAAAACACUAAUUUCUAAUAAAACUGUGUUACACUACAGUGGUA